GGGCCGUGUACUGUGCACCGGUGCAGCAUGAAGAACGAGCACGCGGGGGAAAGCAAGGGUCCGCCCAGUAGGUUCGCGAUGCUCGUGAACGUCUUGACGCACGUCCUGCUGCUCGCCCCGGUGAUCUACAUCGUCGAGCUCGGCUUCGAGAACUACAGCCUGUUCUCCUGGCACCCGAUCUGCAUGGCACUGGGAGCCGGGCUUCUGAUCGUCGAGGGCGUCUACGCGAUCUCGGGCGAGGUGUACGCGACGCGCAAGGUGGCGCGCAAAAAACGCGUGACCCUCCACUGGAUCCUCCACCUGAUCGGUCUGCUGCUAAUGACGGCCGGCUUCGUCGUGAUAGUCGUCAACAAGAACAUCCACGGCAAGUCUCACUUUGUCACGCUACACGGUAUCCUCGGCCUCGUGACUUUCGUCCUCGUCUGGGCGAUCGCGGGCUUCGGCGUUCUCACGAACAACGCCCAGUGGGUGUACCCGCGCGUCCGGCCCGUCCUGCUCAAGGUCGUGCACGGCUUCGCGGGGAUCGGCAUGACGGUACUGCUGCUGGUUACCCUCGUCAAUGGCACCUUCAACAACUGGUGGGACCACAUCGGGGCGUCGGUCACGGGCCGUGCCCUGGCCCUGGCUGCCUUUGCCGUUGCCGCGGUCAUCGUUCUCGUCAAGCCCGUCAUCGGGGCCGUCGCCAGGACUCGGGUCCUCAUGAAGAAACCAUCUCCGUCCACCCAACUGCAGACCAACAGCUCGUAACGCGUCGCGCCCACAUACAUCAUGUACAUUCGCCGACUUUACUUGCUUCGCUGGAGUGACAUCUCAGUUUGUACUGUAUAUAUAUACAUGGUUGGGACUUUCGCAGCGGUUGGCGAAACGGUUACGGUGGUACCCUCGGAUGGAAGUCCCGUGUGGGAGAGCUCGAGAGAUGAAAUAUGGGGAAAAGAGAAAGCGUUUCCAAAGAUACAUAAAUAUGUGUGUACGUUAAGCAAUUUAGCGCGUCGUAUAUUUUUUUUUCUCUUGCAUUUGCUGCUUGUGCCCGAUCGUUGUGACGCGUCUUGAUGCCUACAUAUAAUAUAUAUAUGCUCAAGGGGAUAAAGAGUCGUUGCAAAAUUAUCGGUAUUCGUGAUGAUGAUACUUUUUUCUCUCGCACGCCAAUGUUUGUUUUCUCUUCGCGCGGUGUACUUUACUUUUUUAAACUUUACUCGACAAAAUAUUUUUAUAACUAUAUGUGUCUUUGUGAUACUUGCAACAAUGGUAUACUUAAUACAUGUACGUGUAUUACCUUCGAGUGAAAACUUUUUUGCCAAGUUAACGUUGCACGAGGUACUUUUUUGUAGCACGUCAUUUGAAACUGCAUCCUUAUAUAUGUGUGUCAGAUGAUUUUUAUGACAAAAUUACGGAAUAAUAAAACCGUGAGGUAUUUCACGCUCGCGCACGUGCCGUUAAUCAUCAUCGCUUAUUUAGCACCAGCUUAAUUGACGAAUAAAAAAAAAAAAAAAGAGAGUCUCGGUCAAGUGUGUGCGAGUCACUUGAAUGUGCAUUGCCGUCAUUUUUAACUUUUUCGCAUUUCAUGAGCAUAAACAAAUUAGUGUUACUUAUAUAUAUAGGCUAAGCGAUGUAUGUAAUAAAUCGAGCCGACAAACCAUAUAUCAACACUUUAUUAAUCUUACACGCAUCAUAUACAUAUACACAUAAUAUAAUGUAUAUCAUCGUACUAUGUAUCUUCAAAAUAGAACAUUAAAGUUUUUUUUCUUUUUCUUUUUUGCUUCUUUUUUUUUUUCUUUUUUUUCUUUCAUCAAUAUCUUAAAUUAAGUAUACAUCUGCUUUUUUUUGUUUUACACUUACAAGAAUAAUUUUCUUACCGCGACAAAACUUUGUUCUUCGUCUUGACAUUAUGUAACAACUUGUAUACACCUAUUUUUAUUUUUAUACAUAUUUGCAUCUAUAUUUUUAUAUGUAAAAACCGCGAUGUUCACAAUAAACAACUUUUUGAGACAUAAUAAUUUAAUUUGGGUCCGAUUCAUUUCAAAACGUUUUUCCCGGUAUUUACCAAGCGACAACAGACAUAGACAAUGUUUUCAAGCCAAAUGACUUUGGCCAACAAUCAAUUCUUGUCAUUACUCUACGAAAACAAAAAAUGUACAGAUUGUUAUGUUUUUCUAUACAUCACAUCACAAUUCUGUUGGUACCUAAUUUAUUUUCGGCUUUUAUAUUUUACACUUAAUCUACAUAAAGAUUUACUCCGCUCGUCUUUACAUAAUUUUUCUAUUGUUUAUCAAACAUUUGACGACUGCCAUGAAUUACAGCGCUUUUUGAGACUUUAAUACUUUUUCUUACGUGAGUUACAUUUGAGGGACAACAAAUGAAUAUUCACGAUGCAUCACUGAUGUAAAGGUAUCAAACAUUUUUCUAAAACUUUCCAAGGACGCACAAAAAUUUCGAGACGCAGUAUAGGAAUUAUAAGUUUAUCCAUAGCAUAUAAAGCACAUUUUCUCCCUCACCAUUCAUUCGCAAUAUUUACGUACGAGACUUGAAAAUUAAUUUACAACGUAUACAUACUCUGGUUAGCUCUCGGAGUAACAUUUUACCACAAAACGAAGAAAAAUUUUUGACCAGCCAGUGUUUCAUGGAUUUACAAUAAACUUUACCUGUCGAUUUCAAACAUUUCGUUAAUUCUACCAUCUCUAACUGUGUGUGUAUAUUCAGGUGAAGUUUCACUCCGAAGAACGUGACAGUAGUACGCGUUUCGCGUUUUCACUUUAAAAUUACUUGCGCCUGUUUAUUGUGCUGCAAACAAAACGGAUGUCAUAGAAUCAGACAUAUCUCAAUAAUUGAACUUAACGUUACUUCCCGUAAAAUCCUUUGCUCGUACAUCAUUUAGGACACAUUACUUUGUACUGUCUGCUCUAUUAUUUGUUAGCUCAUUAAAUAAGCUCAGAGCACUUGGCCGCAAGUGGACCAGUCACCAUCGCUCAAGUUUAUUUUUCAUUUAGUUUAAUUUUUGUUUUUUUUUUUUCUCAUUUUUCCUGUUUUACUUACGAAAAGACUUUGCGAAUACUACUAUGAACAACCUUACAACGCUGGUUAUAAUUUACUUAUUU
Messenger RNA from Copidosoma floridanum, 3092 nucleotides. Its product is annotated as transmembrane reductase CYB561D2. Lineage: Eukaryota; Metazoa; Arthropoda; Insecta; Hymenoptera; Encyrtidae. Gene Ontology annotation, molecular function: transmembrane monodehydroascorbate reductase activity. The record is from RefSeq and is a predicted model, not a curated record.